UCGCAACCGGGCAACGUGGGUUUAUGUCGCAGCAUGGGACACAUACUGGCAAAACAUUUUUUCCAGUAAUAGUUGUUGGAUCUGUUGGAUUAUCGGUACCGGUUCAGAGGUUUCUGCUGUCCUCCAGCGGUCCCUAGGAGGAACUACAGUACGGGCUGGGUAACCUCCUCCUCGGCCGCCGCUCUGUGUUUGUGUAUGUGGGAUGCGGGUCAAGCGGAACUCACGGCUAAAACUGCGCUUCAAAUCAAACUCAAACACCGGCUUACAUCUGCCUGGCGUGCUCUCGUCCCUAAGCCGGAGCCUUGCAGACACACAACAAUGAAGAGAGGCAGACACCCAAGUAGCAGCGAUGACUCCGACAAUGGAAGUAGUUCUACCUGCUGGUCCCAACAUUCAUCACAGCCCAGGAGGGGGACCGGGCAGAAACCCUCAGAGGUUUUCAGGACCGACCUGAUCACAGCCAUGAAAGUGCACGACUCGUACCAGCUGAACCCCGAGGAUUACUACGUCCUCGCCGACCCAUGGAGGCAGGAGUGGGAGAAAGGAGUCCAGGUUCCUGUCAGCCCCCAGUCCAUCCCACAGCCUGUCGCCAGGGUGCUGGCAGAAAAAGGAAAAGAAGUGAUGUUCAUCAGGCCAAAGAAGUUGAUCCGGACAUCAGGAGCUGAGGCUCUGGGCUACGUGGACAUCCGGACGCUAGCAGAGGGAAUGUGUCGCUACGACCUCGAUGAGGAAGACGUAGCCUGGCUGCAGAGUGUCAACCAGGAGUUUGUAGAUAUGGCCUUGCCACUGCUGGACGAGAUCACCAUGGAGCGUGCGAUGGAGGAAUUCGAGCGCUGCUGCCAUGAUAACAUGACGCACGCAAUGGAGACGGAAGAAGGGCUGGGAAUAGAGUACGAUGAAGACGUGGUUUGUGAUGUUUGUCAGUCGCCUGACGGGGAGGACAACAACGAGAUGGUGUUCUGCGACAAGUGCAACAUCUGUGUUCACCAGGCGUGUUACGGCAUCCAGAAAGUCCCAAAAGGCAGCUGGCUGUGCCGAAUCUGCGCCCUCGGCAUCCUGCCAAAGUGCCAGUUGUGUCCCAAGAAGGGGGGGGCCAUGAAGCCGACCAGGAGUGGAACCAAGUGGGUCCACGUCAGCUGUGCCUUGUGGAUACCAGAGGUGAGCAUCGGGAAUCCAGAGAAGAUGGAGCCGAUCACCAACGUGUCCCAGAUUCCCAGCAACAGAUGGGCUCUGAUCUGCUGUCUGUGCAAAGAGAAGACCGGAGCGUGCAUACAGUGCUCAGCGAAAAACUGCCGGACUGCCUUUCACGUGACGUGCGGCCUCCACGCCAGCCUUGAAAUGAACACCAUCCUCACCGAGGACGACGAGGUCAAGUUCAAGUCCUACUGCCCAAAACACUCGGGACUUGAGGGCGACGAGUCCAGAGACCGAGACUCAGGAGGCGAGGAUGAGAAGGAGAGCGCUAGAGACAAGAAGGGCAAGAGGAGAGGCAGGGUGAGAAGUGAGGAAGACGCCGCCUCCUCCUCUUCCUCUCCGUAUGUGGCUCCACAGAUGAUCAGCAGAGCGCCCACAGAUCUGGAGGCACUCAGCAGCCGGCAGCAGGAGAAGAGAGUUAACCUCCGCAAGCUGAAGCUGCAGGCGAUGGAGGAGGACUUCUACCAGUUCGUGGAGGUGGAGGAGGUGGCAGACCACCUGAAGCUGCAGCCGGAGGUGGUGGACUUCGUCUUUCAGUACUGGAAACUGAAACGUAAGGCCAACUUCAACCAGCCGCUCCUCACGCCCAAGAAGGACGAGGAGGAGAGCCUGGCACGACGCGAGCAGGAGGUGCUGCUUCGGCGCCUUCAGCUCUUCACCCACCUCCGUCAAGACCUGGAGAGGGUUCGUAAUCUGACCUACAUGGUGACUCGGAGAGAGAAGAUGAAGCGCUCUUUGUGGAGAGUCCAGGAGCAGAUCUUCCAGCACCAGGUCCGACUGCUCGACCACGAACUGCUCAAAGGAGAUCCUUCAGCGAAGGAUUUGGAGAAGCUCUUCUCUCUCAGCUGGUUAUCCUCUCAGGGCUCCCAGUCUCGCUCCUCAUGGAGCCACUCUGGACUAAAAACCAAACGAGGGUCUUUAAAGCAGGAAAGAAGGAAAAGCAGUGACAAAAGAGGCCCUUCAGACUCCCCGCACACGUACAGGAAGGACAAUCUGAGCAAACCACUGGAGACUAAAGACAGUAAAAAGUCUACACCUGCUGAUGCCUCGAGCGAACCCAAAAUCUUCAACUCUGACGUCAACCAGGAGAUUCCGUUUUUAAAGCUUCACAAGACGGAAGCUUUUCAGGAGACGAUGAAUGUCAAACUGCACAAACCAGAGAGCAAGAAAGUCUUGAAGAAGGAGGCCGAACACGAGGCGCUGAACAGACGGAAACGAGACAACGACCACGAACACGACGAGAAGAGGCGGAAGAGGAGGAGCGACGCUGUGGAAAGCUUCCCAAGCCAAGUAAAGAACCGACUCGGAUCGAAACAGCUGGAGAAAACUGUGUCCAUAAGGCUGGUGGAUAUCAGGAGCUCGGACACUGAUGACUACUUAAUGGAGGAAGGGAUGAGGAAAAGAAACCCCUCCUCAAACGCUGUUGUCGAAGCUAAUGGCUGGCCAAAGAAGGCGAACGGCUCGCACACACCCAGCAGACAAGUGAGUGGACACCUUAAAGGCUGGGGCAAGUUCAGGAUCCCUAAGAGGAGUGAGAGACCUCUGACAGCGAAGGAGGAGGACGAUGACGACGAAGAGGAGGAGGAGGAGCAGCAGCACAAGUCGCUGCUGAGGAUAAACACGUCAAACCCUAAGAGCAGACUCCGCACAGGGACGGAGAGCGACGGCUACACCUCCGACUCCAAACCAACUGACGGCGAGAUGGAGCCCUGCCUGAAACGAUGCCACUCCCACCAGCUGAGGGGCGAGUCGUCUCUCGCUCGCCGCUACGGCUCCGACAUCAUUCGGCGCGGCGUGCUGGCAUCCUGAUGUCAGAAGAACACUUGCUGAGAAAUAAGCUGCACUGUGUUAGUCGUCAAAGAUCGACUGUCGCUCUUUGUACCUUUAUUUUUCUGGAUGAAUAGUAAACAAUGCCUAGAUUAAAAACAGAGCUGAUAUUUAUUUUUUAUUUGUAACAUAUGUAAAUCUGGGAAAUAUUUUACUUUUUACUUUAUUUUGAGCUAGUUCUUAUUUUUAUUUCCUCGUUUUAAAAGUAGAAGGAUGUCAAGUUGCCACUUAAACGCUCGCUCAGAUAUUUACAAGCAAACGCAUCGCCGAGGGAGGAGGUGUGAUUGUUGCUUGGGACCAUAAGCUUGCAAUGUAUUUUGUUUUUGAGAUAGUAUUAAAGUCAGUUGCACUUAGUUGAAAAAGCUGAUAAAUGUCAGUGGACUAGAACUCUAUAGGUUUUUAUUUUAAUCAAGCUAAAAGCUACAAACAGGAAGAAUAACUGCCCUUUUACUGCUAUUUAAACUCCUGCUUUCAUCUUUUCAGACUGUCUUCGACAUUAUGACGGCAUGAAAUGGGAAUCCACAAACCACGACAAAAAAAAGGAAUUCCGAUCGAUGUUUUUACUCGCCAUCAUCAGCACUUAAGUGUAAUUGAACUGCGAUCGUAUCCAUCAUGUGCCUAACUUUUAUUUGAAGCGUUUGCACUACGAGAGGACGGCACAGGUGUGAGGUAUGAGUAGAGUUAUUUUUACACUGAAAAAUAGAAAAAAGCGUUUUGUACCCUCGGCCGCUGCUGUACUACUGUUAUGCAAAAUGAAUCUUGUUUUUCUUUGUCUUUGUCUUAAAGAGGAAUAAAAAGUUA
Messenger RNA from Cheilinus undulatus (humphead wrasse), 3822 nucleotides. RefSeq names its product jade family PHD finger 1 (gene jade1). Gene Ontology annotation, cellular component: histone acetyltransferase complex. Lineage: Eukaryota; Metazoa; Chordata; Actinopteri; Labriformes; Labridae. Gene Ontology annotation, biological process: regulation of transcription by RNA polymerase II. Bases 196 to 3003 code for a protein of 935 amino acids. The transcript has 11 exons. The record is from RefSeq and is a predicted model, not a curated record.